AUGAAAGUGGAAAUCCCUGCUUUGGGUGGGGAUAUACUGGAGAGGGUGUGGACAGAUCUAAGUCGUGAACUUCUUAUUUUUUACGAAGGGCUAAGUGACCACGAACGAGCUCGCCGUGUUCAGAAUUACGGCACAUUUAGAGGUGAUCCAAACGCUGUUGCAGGAAGAAAUCUAGCAGGGACUGACGUCGCAGCGGACUGUCUACAGUGGUUAUUUUCACAAUUUACCAAGGGUUCUAUAUUCCUUGUAGCAUUAGUGCUUCUUGUGGUCGCUUGUCAAUCACAUCCUGUUCUAUAUACGAUCGGAUUCUUCUGUAUAUGGUCAUUGUUGAUAGUUUACUUUAAGGUAAGUUAUUAG
Cooperia oncophora is the source of this 357-nucleotide messenger RNA. NCBI's taxonomy places the organism in Eukaryota, Metazoa, Nematoda, Chromadorea, Rhabditida, Trichostrongylidae. The record is from the annotation of a GenBank genome assembly.